AUGAAGACCCUAUCCUACCAGAGAAGCGGAGAAUUCGCCAGAGCCGGAUCCCCUCACCCAAAGACCGGUCGCGUCCGGAAGGCCACCCAAGAAUGGCGCGAGGAGAAAGCGAUGGAGGAAAAGCUGCGCAAGCUCGUCGGCCACUCCGAGGAAGAGGACCAGCUCGCCCUCCUUAUUUCGGCCAUCGAGCGGAUAAGGAACUUGCAGCAGCAACUCCAGACUGACAAGGAGAAUGAUAUGCCCGACGCCCUCGCGGAGCUCAUGGAAAGCGUCAGCACCGGCGAAAAG
Messenger RNA from Mesorhabditis spiculigera, 288 nucleotides. Lineage: Eukaryota; Metazoa; Nematoda; Chromadorea; Rhabditida; Rhabditidae. The record is from the annotation of a GenBank genome assembly.